Messenger RNA from Alternaria conjuncta, 2373 nucleotides. RefSeq lists its product as uncharacterized. Gene Ontology annotation, molecular function: FMN binding; 4 iron, 4 sulfur cluster binding; catalytic activity. Gene Ontology annotation, biological process: wybutosine biosynthetic process. The transcript has 3 exons. The record is from RefSeq and is a predicted model, not a curated record. Bases 1 to 2373 code for a protein of 790 amino acids. Lineage: Eukaryota; Fungi; Ascomycota; Dothideomycetes; Pleosporales; Pleosporaceae.
AUGGCUUUACUCGAGCUGCUGGACCAAUUGCCAGCUGAGGUACUCCUCAUAUGGCACGAGCAUCGGCUCCCCAUCCUACUGUCUGCACUAGUAGUAGCGACCAUCGCGCGCCUUGUCAUAUAUGCGCGCGACCGCGACCAGAGAGAGAAGCUCUCUGUAUCACCCGCUCCUUCCUCGCCGAAGAAUACCGUCGAGCUUAAACCGGAAUGGCUGCCCGAAUACACCACGACGCUCAACUCUGCCAAGCUCAAUGUCGAUAACCACGCCGAGGAUGACACAAGGGCAGUGGCUGCCGUCGCCGAGACGAAGAAGGGCCCCAAAAGAGUCAAGGGCAGGAAGGUACCGAAGAAGGUGGUCGCAGCUCCUGCAUUUGACCAUAAGACGGAUAGGAUCCAGCCCUUGAUCUUCUUCCAAUCGCUGUCUGGGACGACUGAACGUUACGCUACGCAGUUCGCGCAAGUCCUGAGCGAAUGGACAAGGGGAUGCGAUCAAUCCAAGUCCUUCCUAGAGCCCCAGACGCUCGAUAUAUCCUACAUUGAACACGACGACUACUUCAUCAGCCCACCGAAAACCGACGCGAACGUCAAAUACUUUUAUAUCAUCCUCGUACCGACCUACAACAUUGACACUGUCUUGGACGUCUUUGUGGAAAGCUUGCAGGAAACACACAACGACUUCAGAAUCGAUACGGCGCCAUUGAGCGCUUUGCUAGGAUACGCCGUGUUUGGUUUCGGCGAUAGAGAAGGAUGGCCGACUGAAGAAGAGGGCUUCUGCAGCCAAUCGAGAGAGGUGGACAAGUGGAUGGCCAGGCUGACUGGCAGGAAGAGAGCAUACCCACUUGGUAUGGCCGACGUCAAGACCGAUGCUGAGCAGAUGCUACAAGAUUGGAGGAUAGGUGUUCAGGACGCGCUCGUGGAGAUCGCCGAAGGACGAGGACUCGGUGACGGUGUCCCGGGUAGCGGAGAUCCCAUUGAGAGCGACGAAGAGGAUAUAGAGGAUGGGAACGACCAAAAUACACGCGUAGACGAUGUUGAAGACUUAGGCUCGAUGGUGAACGCUCCAAUUCCGGUCGACUUUACCACCUACAAGAAUUCCGCAACCGCUCCCAAGGCCUCAAUAUCCCGUCAGACUCCCAAGGAGAUGGUUCCUACUACCUCUCCCACGUAUGCCGCUCUUACCAAGCAAGGUUACAGCAUCAUUGGCUCUCAUUCGGGCGUCAAGAUCUGCCGAUGGACUAAAUCUGCUCUGCGUGGCCGAGGCUCCUGCUACAAGUACUCGUUCUACGGUAUUGCCUCUCACCUAUGCAUGGAAGCGACCCCGUCUCUUUCAUGCUCCAACAAAUGCGUCUUUUGCUGGCGACACGGCACCAAUCCAGUCGGCACCACGUGGCGCUGGAUAACCGAUGCUCCGGAUCUGAUAUUCGACGGCAUCACAGCAGCACAUUACAAGAAGAUCAAGAUGAUGAAGGGAGUCCCCGGUGUCCGAGCCGAGCGUUUCAGCGAAGCCAUGCGCAUUCGUCACUGCGCCCUGAGUUUGGUCGGCGAACCAAUCUUCUACCCACACAUCAACGAGCUUCUCGGUAUCAUGCAUCAGAAUCGCAUCUCCACGUUCCUUGUCUGUAACGCUCAGCACCCAGCUCAACUAGCUUCUUUGAUCCCAAUAACCCAGCUCUAUGUCUCGAUUGACGCAUCAAACAAAGACAGUCUUCGUAAGAUUGAUCGACCUCUUCACCGGGACUUCUGGGAGCGCUUCUGUGCUUGUCUAGAUAUCCUCCGUAACCGGCGAUUCGAGCAACGCACUGUGUUCCGCCUAACACUGGUCAAAGGCUUCAACAUGGCCGAGGAGGUGCGUGGCUACGCUGACCUCGUCGAACGUGCAUUGCCUGGCUUUGUCGAAGUUAAAGGCGUCACAUACUGCGGUACCUCAGCUGCAGGGUCUGCAGGCCUCACUAUGCAGAACGUCCCCUUCUACGAAGAAGUUGCCGAAUUCGUGACAGAACUUGAAAAGGAGCUGAACAACCGCGGCCUGACCUAUGGUAUCGGCGCCGAACAUGCGCAUUCGUGCUGUAUUCUGCUAGCCGACCGCACGAGGUUCAAGAAGAAUGGCAAGUGGGCGACAAGGAUAGAUUUUGAGCGCUUCUUUGAUCUCUAUGAGGGCAAGGUACAAGGGACGAGAAUGGAGGAAGGACAAGUAGUAGGCUGGAGACCGGAAGACUAUGUUGGCGACGAGACGCCAGAGUGGGCGCUCUGGGGAAAUGGUGGAUUCGAUCCUAGAGAUGCGAGGGUGUAUAGGAAGGGCAAGGGGCCCAAGGGCGACGAUGCAGAGCAGAGCGCGAUGGAAGGGCAGGCCACUGCGGCUGCGUUGGAGUUCUGA